AUGCCUUGCUCCAAUUCAAAAACUCCUUCUCCAUUAGGAGGAGUUAUGAUCCUUUAUUUAAAUCUUAUCCCAAGACAGAUUCAUGGCAAGACACCAUUCAUGGAAAGAGAUUCAUGGAAAGAGGGCACGGAUUGUUGCUUCUUUUGGGAUGGUGUCAGCUGUGACUUUAAUACUGGCUAUGUGAUUGGGCUUAACCUUUCUAGCAGUAUGCUUUACGAUAACUUCCAUUCUAAUAAUUCUCUUUUCGCUCUUCAUCAUCUUCAAAAACUAGAUGUCUCUUGCAAUAAUUUCAGAGGCUCCAUAAUUCCAUCUCAAAUCGGCCAUUUGUUGAGCUUGACACACCUCAAUCUAAAUCAUUCAAACUUUGAUAGCCAAAUUCCAUUAGAAAUCGGUCAGCUAUCCAAUUCGGUUUCUCUUGAUCUUUCCCAGAACUUUCGUUUGACAUUAGAAACAAUUGCUAGUUUUGAAAAACUUAUUCGAAACUUAACCAAGUUGCAAGAAUUGGACCUGAGCGGUGCAGACCUGUCUUUCGUUUCUCCUAAUUCCUUUAUCAAUUUAUCUAUUUCUUUGUCCUCCCUCAGACUCUCAUCUUCUGGGUUAAGAGGGAAAUUUCCAGACAGUAUAAUUCAGCUUCCACAUCUCGAAGUCUUAGACUUAGCGUACUCUUUUCCAUCGUCAAAUUGGAGUCUUUCACUGUACCAUUUGUCUCUUUCUCGGACUGAAAUUCUAGUAUAUUUAGAAAAUGAAUUUUUCAAAAAUCUAAAUUUGCUGGAAUCACUGCAACUUGAAAGUUGCAAUUUCAUUAGGUCUAAUUUUGCAUUGUUUGGUAAUUUAUCAAAACUCAUUGAGUUGGACCCAUCGAAUAAUAAUUUCGUUGGUCAAAUUCCAUUAGAAAUCGGUCAACUAUCUAAUUUGAUUUCUCUUGAUCUUUCUUGGAACAGUCUUUUAAUACAAACAACUACUAGCUUUAACAAGCUUGUUCGAAUCUUUACCAAGUUGCAAGAGUUGGACUUGGGGAGUACAAAUCUCUCUUUGGUUUCACCUAAUUCAUUUAUCAAUUUAUCUUCUUCUUUGUCAUCUCUCACACUUUCAUCUUCUGGAUUAAGAGGAAUAUUUCCAAACAAUACAAUUCAACUUCCAAACCUUGAAAUCCUUGAUUUAUCAAGGAAUGAAGGUCUCACUAGCUCACUUUUUAUAUCAAAUUGGAGUAUCUCACUCACGUACUUGUCACUUUCUUCGACUAAAAUUCCAAUUUAUUUAGAAAAUGAAUUCUUCAAGAAUUUGAAGUUGUUGCAAGUAUUGGAACUCAAUAGUUGCAAUUUUAUAGGGUCUAAUCUUGAAUUGUUUGGUAAUCUAUCCAAACUAAUUGCAUUGGAUCUUGCACACAAUAAUUUCAGUGGCCCAUUUCCAUCCUCAAUUGGAAAACUUGACAAACUCAAGUACCUGAACCUUUCAUGCAAUAAUUUUAUUGGCCUAAUUCCUCCCUCAUUUGCAAACCUCAGCCAGCUCUUCUAUUUACAUAUGGGAAGCAACAAUAUCAAUGGUCCAAUUCCAUCUUUCAUUGGAAACUGUAACCAACUCCGAUAUUUGGUCCUUUCAUACAAUAAUUUUAGUGGCCCAAUUCCUCCCUCAUUUGCAAGCCUUAGUCAGCUCUCCAUUUUAAGUAUGGAAAGCAACAAUAUCAAUGGUCCAAUUCCAUCUUUCAUUGGAAACUGUAACCAACUCCGAUAUUUGUCCCUUUCAUACAAUAAUUUUAGUGGUCCAAUUCCUUCAGAUAUUUGUAGGCUCUCUAGCCUAUGGUACUUGCGGUUGUCUAAUAACUUGCUCACUGGUCAAUUUUCAAUCAGCUGGAAACUUGACGCUUCUCAUUCUUUAUCAAAUGAGAAAUUGACAGGAGAAAUUCCUUCUGCAGUUUGCAAUAACUUCACAGGAAACUUCCCAAGAAAUUUGAACAAUCUGGAAACUUUAGACCUCUCUUCAAAUAAUCUUACUGGCAAGGAUUCUAUCCAAUUGGCAACUUUGACAUCCCUCGAAGUAUUUCGGAAGUUUCGCAUAAUCAACUUGAAGGAGCCCAUACCUACAGGCCCUCAGUUCAACACAUUUGCUAAUAGCUCGUAUAAGGAAAACUCAAGACUGUUGGUGGAUUUCCACUGCAAAAGGCUUGUAAUUCUGGGUGAAGCAACAAGUCACGACCCAUCAGGCGAAGAAGAUUCAAACUCUGAUCAAAAAUGGAUUUUGGAUGGAAAUCUGUUUUCACGGGAUAUGGCAUUUUGGAGCAGUGUUUGGUCUCGCACUGGAUAA
This is a messenger RNA of Jatropha curcas, 2301 nucleotides long. The record is from RefSeq and is a predicted model, not a curated record. NCBI's taxonomy places the organism in Eukaryota, Viridiplantae, Streptophyta, Magnoliopsida, Malpighiales, Euphorbiaceae.